Messenger RNA from Budorcas taxicolor (takin), 1094 nucleotides. RefSeq names its product coiled-coil domain containing 74B (gene CCDC74B). The transcript is spliced from 8 exons. The coding region runs from base 34 to 1035 and encodes 333 amino acids. NCBI's taxonomy places the organism in Eukaryota, Metazoa, Chordata, Mammalia, Artiodactyla, Bovidae. The record is from RefSeq and is a predicted model, not a curated record.
GCCACCGAGUGGGCGUGCGGCGGCGGCGGCGACAUGAGCGCGGCGGGGGUGGCGGCGGGGCCGCGGCCGCGCAGCUCGGGCACCGCGGGCUCCCGGGGCGCGUCGCGCCCGCGCCCGCGCCCGCCGGCGGUCCCCCAGCCCCGGCAGCUCGGCGCGUCGCUCGGGCCCAACGAGGCUCAGAAGCGGGUGCUGGACUUGGAGAAGAGCCUGCAGUUCCUGCAGCGGCAGCACGCGGAGACGCUGGUCAAGCUCCACGAGGAGAUCGAGCGCCUGAAGCGCGAGAACAAGGAUCUCCACUACAAGCUCAUCAUGAACCAAAAGCCACAGAAGAAAGGCAGCACGUCGAGCUGCAGCCUUCAGUCCAACAAGUCCGUCUCGAACACAACAGUGUCGGCCGGCUCUCAGGGCAAGGCAAAGCCCCAGCCCGGGUCCUCUAAAAAGCCAGACUGGAAAGCUGAAGGCCCCCCGCAGCCAGACCUGGAGGAGACCUCGGUCGCCUCCCUGCUUCACGGCGGCAUGGUGGACAAGGCCCUUGGGGUGCAGGGGCCUGUCAAGGACGAAGAAGCAGAUAGCGCUAACGCAGUGCCCCCCUGGGCGGUGGGCAGCCAGCACAAGGGCAUGCAGGUGCCAGGGGCACCCCCCUCGGCGGGCCUGCCCCUGCACCUGCGCAAGCCCGCCACGCUGCAGCAGUGUGAGGUCGUCAUCCGGCAGCUGUGGAACGCCAACCUCCUGCAGGCACAGGAGCUGCAGCACCUCAAGUCGCUCCUGGAAGGGAGCCAGAGGCCCAGGGCCGGCGCAGAGGAGGCUGGGCCCAGCUCGCCCAGAGACCAGGAGGCCCUGCACUUGGGGGCCACGCAGCUCCCCAAGGUCACCACCAAGGGCAUCUCUAAGAAAUGCCUGAUCCUGAGCCGGGCGCCCAUGGCAGAGCAUGCCAUCCUGCCAGCACUGAAGCAGAGCCUCAAAACCAGUUUCGCAGAGCGGCAGCGGCGGCUGCAGGCGGUGCAAGGCCGGCGGCUGCACCGCUCGGUGCUCUGAGCGCCGGGCCCAGCCACCACCCUGCGGGACUGUGCCCCACGGACCCCCAGCGCGCGUAA